Molecule: messenger RNA, 1576 nt
Organism: Gossypium arboreum
Lineage: Eukaryota; Viridiplantae; Streptophyta; Magnoliopsida; Malvales; Malvaceae
Product: ceramide synthase 1 LOH3-like
Exons: 7
Coding region: 149-1069 (306 amino acids)
Biological process (GO): ceramide biosynthetic process
Cellular component (GO): endoplasmic reticulum; membrane
Molecular function (GO): sphingosine N-acyltransferase activity
Source: RefSeq, a predicted model, not a curated record
AAAUAAAAGCAAAUUAAAAAGAUAGAAACAGAGAAGCCGAGUACAUUGUGUCUCUGUGUGCAUGUGAUUCACAGUUCACAACCCUUUGUCUUGUUCUUUUUUCUGAUUGUUUCCUGAGAAAAUUUAGGAACAAAGAUCGCGAAGGAAAAUGGGUUUGAUUCAGUUUAUCAAAUCAAUCGAUUGGGAACAAGAAGCUUACCCUGCUUAUGAAGAUUUCGUCGUACUUCCUAUCUUUGCUCUGUUUUUCCCUUCUGUUCGUUUCUUUCUCGAUAGAUUCGUCUUUGAGAAAGUUGGAGGGCGAUUGAUUUUCGGAAAGGGACACCAAAUUAUGGAAAGUGAUACGGAUGAGAGAAGGAAGAAGAUCAGAAAAUUUAAGGAGUCAGCUUGGAAAUGCGUUUAUUAUCUUUCAGCAGAAAUUCUUGCUCUCUCUGUGACUUACGAUGAGCCCUGGUUUAGAAAUACAAGAAACUUUUGGGUAGGGCCUGGAGACCAGGUCUGGCCUGAUCAAAAAAUUAAAUUGAAAUUAAGGGGGCUUUAUAUGUAUGUUGCUGGAUUUUAUGCAUACUCUAUAUUUGCUUUGGUUUUCUGGGAAACAAGGCGUUCUGACUUUGGAGUCUCAAUGGGUCAUCAUGUUGCAACUGUAAUCCUCAUUGUGCUAUCUUACAUAUUUAGAUUUGCCCGUGUUGGCUCUGUUGUUUUGGCAAUUCAUGAUGCUAGCGAUGUAUUUUUGGAGAUAGGGAAGAUGAGCAAAUAUAGUGGUGCUGAAACACUUGCUAGCUUCGCAUUUGUAAUCUUUGUUCUAUCUUGGAUCUUACUGCGCCUCAUUUACUACCCUUUCUGGGUACUUUGGAGUACAAGUUAUGAAGUCCUUCUGACAUUGGACAAGGAAAAGCAUCCAGUGGAUGGGCCAAUUUGCUAUUAUCUGUUCAACACACUUCUAUUUUGCCUGCUAGUUCUUCAUAUUUAUUGGUGGGUACUUAUGUAUCGAAUGCUUGUCAAACAAAUCCAAGCAAGAGGCAAACUUAGUGAAGAUGUUAGAUCAGAUUCUGAAGAUGAACAUGAGGAUUGAUCUGGAAAGAAGAAAAACUGUAUUAAGGGGACACGUGAAGGGGUGGAUAACAGAUGGGGGUUUUUAGCCAUUGAUAUUCUUUUAAGCUGAAUGGAAUACUUAUCUCUAUCAGAUGACGGGCUUUUAUAUCGUUUUUGUGAUGCAUUACUGAAGCAUUUCAGGGAGUUCCCACUGAAAAGAGAAGGUUAAAUGUUGAUUUUGAUGUCUGGAUUUGGUACCUUCCAGUUCACAGAUAUGUGUGGUGGCUCACCAGCUAUUUGUUGUAAAAUUACAUGUUACCAUGGAAUUGUAAUUCAUCAACUCCAAGAAACUCUGCAGCCAAGUUGAGAGUUUGCUUUCAGAUUCAGUUUUUGUAGCCCAUAAACUAACGAGCCUUCUUAUUUUUUCUUUUGUCUAAUUGAAUCUCAUCACUUCAUUGUAAGAUCCAAGUCACCAUUGUGAGCAGUUGUUUAGUAAAUGGAGAUUUUAAGGAUUAGACUUUUGGUCUAAAACUCAUUAUUUUAAAAA